This is a messenger RNA of Oryza brachyantha (malo sina), 1983 nucleotides long. RefSeq lists its product as uncharacterized. The transcript has 2 exons. Bases 5 to 1651 code for a protein of 548 amino acids. NCBI's taxonomy places the organism in Eukaryota, Viridiplantae, Streptophyta, Magnoliopsida, Poales, Poaceae. The record is from RefSeq and is a predicted model, not a curated record.
GGUGAUGGGGGCGUGGAGGGAGGGGGCGGGGUGGUGCUUCUGCUCCGGCGGGGGAGGAGGGGGGAGGUCGGAGCGGGUCAAGGCGGCGAUCUUCUCGGCGAAGGCGGCCGCGCUGGCCGCCGUCGGCGGCGGGACGGGCGUCCUGAUCCACCGCAACCUGCUGCUCACCACGCACGGCAGCCUGCCGUCCGCCGCCGCCGCGGAGGACGCCGAGGCGCUGCUCGGGCACGCCCGCCUCGCCGCCCGCCUCGUGCCACACAGAUUCUUCAUUACUAGCUCAAUACUUGAUCUUACAAUAGUUGGUCUUGAUCCUGCGGAGAAUGAGACAAAUGUGCAGGCUCAGCAACCUAACUACUUGAAAACAUGCUGCAAACCAAGCCUAGACCAUGGAAGUGUUGUUUACCUUCUGGGUCAUACAGGAAAGAAGGAACUGGUGAUUGGUGAGGGGAAGGUAGUAAUUGGCACAGACAACCUCAUCAAGCUCUCAACGGAUGGAGUUACAUGGUGCCCUGGCUCUGCUGGUUUUGAUGCCCAAGGGAACUUAGCCUUCAUGAUCUGUGAUCCCAUGAAGUUGGCCUCCUCCCCCACCACAAGGUCAUCUUCUACAUCCUCAUCUUCAUCACAUUCAUCAAAGAAAGAUCACCGAAUGCAAUUUGGCAUCCCCAUAUCUGUAGUUUGCGAUUGGCUGUAUCAGCAUUGGCAGGGCAACUUGGAUGAAGUUAGCAAGCCAAAGUUGCCCCUUGUUCGAUUGAUGUCCAGCAGGAGCGAUCAUUCAAGCACCUCCUUCACUCGUCGACAUGUGUUCAAGCCUGCAGACGACGAGAACGAUGAUACAUCUGUUUCUUCACAAGUAACUUCAAAGCAUAAACAUCAGCAGGGGUCAGGAAGCUCGGCCAAUGCAAGGAUAUCGCAUGAUGCAAACCCUCUGGUUGAUCUACGCACAAACAAUGAGCAAGGCGUUUCUACUCCAGAGAUAUAUGAAUCACCCCGACAAAGUUCUUGCCAAGGCCAGAGAGAUGCUGGGUCAAUUCAACCGCUGGACAUCAACUUCCCUCCUAGCGCUCCGAAGACCAUCUUUCUACCACUGCCCCUGAAGCAAAUGCUUUCUGAUGAGAACAAUGCGGAUACUUCCAAGCCUACAAAUCAAUCUAGAGACAACGCCUUUCCAUCGGGGAUAAUAUGGCACCGAAAUUGUGAGGCUCAUUCAAGGGAGGCUCCAGUAGCUCCUCUGCAGGAUGAUUGCAACAGUGAGGGGCAGUCGAGCUCAUCACCAGUUGAGCUAUUGGAGUAUCGAAAUGAAGACCAAUUCAGUAGCGAGGAGGAAACUAUGUACUCGGCCGAAACCAUGGAGAGCAGGAAUAUUCCAAGCCCCAGGGAGAAGCAUGUGGGGAGGAGCCAGAGUUGUGUCACCUACAGCAGGUGGAGCUCUCCAAGGACGUCGACGAUGCAGAACGGAACCCUGAGAAAGCAGCACACACUGGUCCCUGUGCGCAAGAGUCACUCACAGUACACUGCUCUGCCACAGAGAAGUCAUGACUAUUUGAGCCCAACAGUAUCCUCAGCUAUGAAGAAGAGGAACUCAAUGGAACAGCAGCAGCCGAUAAAGCCCAGGCGGAGCAUUGUUCAAUCUUCUCCAAAAUGGAUGUUCUGAUGGUUUUCUCCUUUCGGUUUUCGGGUGGAAAUGAUAGUGCAGCAUCAGCACAACAUGCAGACUUUCGGUGGGAAUUCGCUGCUCUCAUGUUUUUUUUUUCCGCUGUAAGUCGAUGCUCUCUUCCUUGAUUCUUUCUCUACGGCAUUGUGUGUGUGUGCAGAAUGACUUGGAUAAAUAAAGGAAAAAAAAAGAAAGAAGAAAGAAAAGAGAAGUCCAACAUUAUAGAAGGUUACAGGUCAAAUGUUUUCAAGGCAUCAAGCCUGAGCUGUUUGCAAAGUGAUGUAUUUCGUUUGUAGGCUUUCUGGAUGUAAAUUGAUAUAGCUUGUACUGUA